UUCACAGAACAACCUGACAGACGGGGAAGAAGAUCUGCCUGAAGACACUUUCUCGCUGUUGUCGGUGCUUCUAGUUGCCCAGUCUGUUCGACCGAUUCUUUCAGGACUUCUCUUCCUGAUCUUGAUAUUUUUAUCCGUCGCGGGCAACAUUUUAGUCUGCGUGGCAAUUUACACGGACCGCGGUUUACGGAGGAUAGGAAAUUUAUUCCUGGCCUCCCUCGCUAUAGCCGACCUGUUCGUCGGUUGUCUGGUUAUGACAUUCGCCGGGGUGAACGAUCUUCUUGGCUAUUGGGUGUUUGGACCGCGAUUCUGCGACACCUGGAUCGCUUUUGACGUUAUGUGCAGCACUGCCUCUAUUCUGAAUCUUUGCGCAAUCUCUCUCGAUCGUUACAUUCACAUAAAGGACCCGCUCAGAUACGGCCGUUGGGUGACAAGGAGAGUCGCGGUUGCUGGAAUCGCUAUCGUAUGGUUGCUCGCAGGACUCAUAUCCUUCGUGCCGAUCAGCCUAGGCCUUCACCGAGCGGACGAGCCCCUAAUUUACGACGAUGGUGAAGAAGAACAUCCUAUGUGCGCCUUAGACCUCACACUCACCUACGCGAUAGUCUCCUCUUCUAUAUCUUUUUACGUGCCCUGCAUCGUAAUGCUGGGGAUUUAUUGCAGGCUCUAUUGCUACGCGCAGAAACACGUAAAAAGCAUCCGCGCAGUAACGAAGCUGCCGGACACCUCAAUGGCCAAGAGUUUUCGUGCGAAAAGCACACGCAACAAACCACCAAAGCCACAAACAAAAACGAAGCCGACAAGCCCUUAUCACGUGUCCGAUCACAAAGCCGCUAUAACAGUGGGUGUAAUUAUGGGCGUUUUCUUAAUAUGCUGGGUACCCUUUUUCUGCGUAAAUAUCGUCGCUUCAUAUUGCAAGACCUGCAUAUCAGUCCGAGCGUUCCAAGUACUCACUUGGCUCGGCUACAGCAACUCGGCCUUCAAUCCGAUCAUCUACAGCAUCUUCAACACAGAAUUCCGAGAGGCGUUCAAGAGAAUUCUCACAAAAGGUGCGAGAGCCCGAGGGAACCAACCGUCGACUAGCGAAUGCGGAGAAUUUCGAUCCGUGGUUGUACAGAAACGGAACGGGUCUAUGGUCGAAUGUAACAUUAGCCCAAGAUCAAGCGCGGACAGUUGUCAAGUCGGAAUAAUGGCGCAGAGGCAUCGCGAUACUAUCGUUAGUGCGAUAUAAUCAAACUCGAAUCUCCCCCCUCAGAUUUAUCGAUCUUCCUAUCGAACGAAAAUCGCGCUUCUGCGCGUCAAAGGUGCGCAUUUCACCUUCUCGGACAUUUCGCCGGUUUAACUGCAAUUCGCGAUUUUCCAUCGCGGUCAUUGAUCCUGUACGAGUGAUUUUACUAACACGUAACACACGUAAAUGAAACCAUGACAGAAAUGAUACGUUCUUCCUGUCGUCAGUCUUGCGCGUGGUAUUCUACGUUCUUGGUACGAAUUGUUUCGAUUGAAUCGAAGAGCGUUACACAAACAUAUCCAUGUAUAAUUUUUCAGGUUCCCAUACACGGUCAUACGAAUGGAACAAAAUUUACGAACAUUUAGAACAAAAUUUACGAACAUUUAGAACAAAAUUUACGAACAUUCACAAACACUUAGAACCGUUAACUCGCCGUUCCAUCGUUCAGGAAACCGUUACAAAAAUCUCCAAAUACUUUUCGAGAUAUCGAAUUCAUUAUCGAACUUCUCCUCGAGACAAGUAUUCGAUAUAUUUUUCGUAUCGUCCAAUAAGCGACCCGAGUUGAACCACCGUAAUUUUACAUGUAAAAUAUAUUUCAAAAUAAUAUAGGUUUUAUCGCAGUGAGCAACAGUCAUCACUGUUAACAGUACUACGUUUCCCUUUCUUUUCUUUCCCCUCUCACCCCGAAUGACAAAAAUUGCAUAUAAAUUUUCUUGCUGGAAUAUUUUUUUAUUCACGAACAGUGAAAGGGGAAGAGAACUUAUCGAUAUAUAAAUGGACGAUUAAGAAGGAAUAUUUACGUAAAGACAAUCACCAAAAGGUAGUUCAAAACAUAUCCGUGAGACAUAAUCUGCUCUUACAAUAAAAGGAAUGAACACGAAUUAUUUAAAAAAAAAAAAAAAUCGAACAGGAGGAUAUUCAAUUUCAAAAGUAAGAGAAAAAGGGCAAGAAAAA
This is a messenger RNA of Frieseomelitta varia, 2179 nucleotides long. RefSeq names its product dopamine receptor 1-like (gene Dop1). Gene Ontology annotation, molecular function: G protein-coupled receptor activity. NCBI's taxonomy places the organism in Eukaryota, Metazoa, Arthropoda, Insecta, Hymenoptera, Apidae. Gene Ontology annotation, biological process: adenylate cyclase-activating adrenergic receptor signaling pathway. The record is from RefSeq and is a predicted model, not a curated record. Gene Ontology annotation, cellular component: membrane. The transcript has 6 exons. The coding region runs from base 254 to 1228 and encodes 324 amino acids.